UUUGUGUCAAAGUGAAAGAGUUUGUGAUCCAGGAGAUAUGGCACAAAAAAUACUCGACCAAGAAGCCUUUUCCUGCUCCGUGUGUUUGGAUCUACUGAAGGAUCCUGUGACUAUUCCCUGUGGACACAGCUACUGCAGGAACUGUGUCCAACAGCACUGGGACCAAGAGGACGACAAGCAGCUCUACAGCUGUCCUGAAUGUCGCCAGAGCUUCAGCCCCAGACCUGCCCUGAUCAAACACCUCCUGUUAGCAAGUUUAGUAGAGCAGAUGAAGAUGACAGCGCCCCCUGCUGCCUGCUGCUAUGCUGAGCCUCAGGAUGUGUCCUGUGAUGUGUGCACUGGGAGGAAGCUGAGAGCUGUCCAGUCCUGUCUGCAGUGUGUGACCUCUUACUGUGAGCGCCACCUACAGCCUCAUUAUGAAGCUGCAACUUUGAAGAAACAUCAACUGGUGGAACCGUCUCACAGACUCCAGGAAAACAUCUGCUCUCAACACGACAAAGUGAUGGAUCUAUUCUGCCGCAGUGACCAGCAGCUGCUCUGCUCCCUGUGUGUGGACCAACAUAAGGGUCAUGACAUAGUGUCCUCUGCCUCAGAGAGGGCUCAGAGGCAGGCAGAGCUGCCGGCCAGGAGGACCCUGCUGCUCCAGAGCCUCCAGCACAAAGAGACAGACCUGAAGAGGCUCCAACAGGAGGCCCAGGACAUCAGACGCUCUGCCCAGACAGCAGUGCAGCACAGCGGGGACAGCUUCACACAGAUGGUCCUUCUCCUGGAGAAAAGACGCUCUGAAGUGGAGCAGCAGAUCCGCUCCCAGGAGAAGACCCAACUGAGCCGAGUCCAAGAGCUCCAGGACCAACUGCAGCAGGACGUGAGUGAACUGAAGAGGAGCAUCUCUGAACUGGACACACUGGCCCUCACCCAGGAUCAUAACCAGUUUAUACAGGUCUACACUUCACUGUCCCCACACACACACAGCACAGAGACACACACCAUUCACACAGGGGACCAGAGCUACUUUGAGGAAGUGACCAGAGCUGUGUCCAAGCUCAGAGACACACUCCAGCUCACUCUGAGUCCAGUCCAGGUUUCACUGCCACCAGCUGCUCCCAGCUCCAGAGACGACUUCUUACAAUAUUCUACAGAAAUCACUCUGGACCCAAACACAGUCCAGACAUGGCUGUCUCUGUCUGAUGGAAACAGAAGAGCAACACUUUUCAGAGAAUCCAAGAAUUAUCCAGAUCAUCCAGACAGAUUCAGUAACAGGUUUCAGGUUCUGAGCAGAGAGAGUCUGAAGGGUCGCUGUUACUGGGAGGUGGAGUGGAGCGGGGUGUGUGUUCAUAUAGCAGUUUCAUACAGAGACAUUCAGAGGAAAGGCUAUGAUGAAUGUGGAUUUGGAUACAAUGAUAAAUCCUGGGCCUUAGAGUGUAACAAAAACAGUUAUUCCUUUUGGUUUAACAAAGUCCAGUCCCAGGUCUCAGGUUCAGUCAGGUCCAGAAUCGGGGUUUACCUGGACCACAGUGCAGGGGUUUUAGCAUUUUACAACAUCUCUGAAAAUACCAUGAGCCUCCUCCACAGAGUCCAGACCAGGUUCACUCAGUCUCUCCACGCUGGGGUCAGGUUUAGCGGUUAUUAUGGAGACACUGCACAUUUCCCUAAACUCAAAUAGCAGUUUUGUUCUCCACAGUUCAUGAUCAAAAUUGUGACUUUUAUUUGUAACUAAUCAGAUAAAAGUUUCUUCAUCAGGGCAGAAAAAAGAUACUAAAUGAUUUUAAAACUAGUCUCAAAACUAGACUCAUAUGAAAAAGAAUCUAUACUGAAAAAGAGAAAACGUGGGGAAAAAAGUCACAUUUCCAACAAUUGUGGACAUGUUAAAAAUUGUAUUGGUGUAUAAUAGUGUUGGUGUAGACCUUAAUAUUAAAGAAUCAACUGUUGUAUAAUUUUGUGAUGAAAAUUAUGUUCUAUUCAAAAACAAAACAAAACAAAAAUAUAUUUACUGUUCCUACUAUUUCUGGAAAACAACAUUCAUUCAUUGUUUUACACCAGUCACUGUUUAAUUUAACUUAAUCUGAACUUUCUUUCAGUUCAAAUGUUAUUCCUCAUGUAAAAUAAAAGUAUGUCACUUUUUGUUGUACCUUAAUGAAGUGAUUUUGUAAAACUAAAAUCUGUUGUAUGUUUUUCUCUGUGGAUUUCCAGAUUGUGUUUUUUCUGGUCUGUCAGUUUCUCAUUAAAUUGGAAUGAA
Molecule: messenger RNA, 2236 nt
Organism: Boleophthalmus pectinirostris (great blue-spotted mudskipper)
Lineage: Eukaryota; Metazoa; Chordata; Actinopteri; Gobiiformes; Gobiidae
Product: tripartite motif-containing protein 16-like
Exons: 1
Coding region: 38-1663 (541 amino acids)
Molecular function (GO): protein binding; zinc ion binding
Source: RefSeq, a predicted model, not a curated record